This is a messenger RNA of Caenorhabditis angaria, 1759 nucleotides long. NCBI's taxonomy places the organism in Eukaryota, Metazoa, Nematoda, Chromadorea, Rhabditida, Rhabditidae. The record is from the annotation of a GenBank genome assembly.
AUGAGCUUUUUGCGUUUAUUUUUUAUUUUCUGGAUUUUUCAAAUUGGAGUCGCUCAAAAAUUGGCUGUUAUUAUUGGUGAGUGAAUUUUGGAAGAUUUUUGAAAUUUUUUUUUAAUUUUUCAUCGAGGAUAUUAAAAAUGAAAAUUUUUCAAAUUUUGAUUUUUUUUUUGAAUUUUUAAAAAAAUUGUCUUUCUAAAACUUUAUAAAUCAAAUUUCGAAGAAAAAAAGUUUGAAGAAAAUUUGGAACCUUUUUUCAAAUUCCCCACAUCUGAACCCCUAACAAAUCCCCGAUUUUCAGUCGAUGGUCUCGCUGCAAACACAUUCCACAAAUUCUCCCAUUUGCCGGUAUUUCGAACAUUUGAAGAAGAAGGCGUUUGGUCAACCAAACUAUUUCCAGUCUUUCCAACUUUUGCCGUUUCAAAUCGACAUUCCCUUUUUGACAGGUGUUCUACCAAGAAGACACGGCAUUAUUGGCGAUUAUAUUUAUAAUUGGCGCGAUGAUUUGAGAUUCAACAAUUUUUCGAAGAACUCUGAUUUUUCGAGAGAUUGGUGGACAAUUGAUCCAAUAUAUGUUUCCGCAGUCAAAUCUCAAGCUUCAGUUGCAAUGUUCUAUUUUCCUGAAUGCAAAAUUAAUUGGGAAAUUGGGCCACAAGUUUGUGUUCCGCCGAGAAAUGAUGGAAAAACAUUUUCGAAUGAAAAUCAAAUUCGAUCAAUUAUCCAAGCAACUAAUGAACACGAUUUAACAUUGAUUUAUCAUCCUUGGAUUGGUGAAGAGAUUCGUCGAAAAGGUGUUCAUCAUACAAAUGAGAAAAGAUCGAAAGAAGUUGGAAAAUUUGCACAAAGUUUGGAAAGAUUAACAGCUCAAGCGAGAGAAAGAAUUGAUCUCAAUAUAAUUGUAGUUUCAACUCAUGGUUAUAUCGAUGUUCCACGAGCUCAUAUUCGAUCAAUUGAUGAAUAUAUUCCAAUGGAAUUAAUUGAAACAACAAUUGGAAGUGGAUCUAUAAAACAAUUGAUUGUGAAAAAAGGAAAAACACAUCAAGUUUAUAGCCAACUUCGAGAUCAUCAUCCAAUUCCAAACGUUCGAGUUUAUUACACUUCCCCAAAAUCUGGAGAUAUUCCUGAACAUUUCAGUUAUAAGAAGAGUGAUAUUGUUGCUGAUCUUGUUUUGGUAGCAGAUCCUGGUUACGCAAUUGUUACCGUAAGUCUUGAAAUUUUUAAAAGUUCUCUAGGAAGAUUAUGUUUUUACAGAAGGACGAGAAAAAACAAUUUCCAAAACCUAAACUUCAUGAAAUCCCCGCGGCAAUCGAUGGAUACAACAAUGAAUUGCCCGAUGUCCUCGGUGUAUUUCUAGGUUAUGGUCCAAGCUUCAACAAAAACUAUCGAAAAGGGCCAAUUCAACUAUUCGAUAUUUAUUCAUUAAUGUGCUCUUUGCUAUCAAUUAAAUGCAAUAACACACCGGGAAGAAUAUUGAGAAUUGAUGAUGUUUUGACAUCGGAAGCGAGAGUUGAGAUUCGAAGAGCUAACUCAAAUUCUAUUAUUCAAUUUUCAUUAGUUAAUUUGUUAGUUUUUUAUUUGAUCUUGAUUGUAUUUCUUGAAAACGUGUACUGAAAUUUGCCUUGAAUGAAUUUUGAUUUUUCGAAAAAAAAUUCUUUUGUUUAGGGUACUUCCGAGAUAUGCAAAUGGAAUUUUGGUGAGCUUCACAAGGGAACCUUUUUUAUUCAACACUUCAAAUCAUGAUGAAAUUUUUACAGUACAUUGA